Messenger RNA from Paramecium sonneborni, 1488 nucleotides. The record is from the annotation of a GenBank genome assembly. Lineage: Eukaryota; Ciliophora; Oligohymenophorea; Peniculida; Parameciidae.
AUGUAAAUUCAAUGUACCUAAGCUGAUCAUCAAAAUCAGUAAAUAAUAGGAAUUUGUAUUGGAAGCAAUUGCCAAUAUCAAAGACCUUAUUGUCAUGAUUGUUUACAUAAUCAUGUGUAACAUUUUAAUAAGUUAAUAUCAUUGGAACACUUAAAUGAAUGGAUUUAAAAACGAGUGGCCGUUAUUAACGAUUUAUAAAAGAAUGCGUAAGAGUGCAAAUCAGUCCUUGAUAGUCUAAUAAAUAUAUUUAUUCCUUACUUCAACAUUAAUCUAGAAUAAUCAGGAAUCUCUGAGAUUGACAAUAUAAUUAAGGGUUUAUGUAAAGUGGAAGUUUUUGAGUCAUAAUUUUUUAACCAUCUCAAUUAAUUAAUCCAAGAGAUUAAAUAAAUUAUAGAAGAAAUACUAAAACAGUCCAAGAGCUAGACAGAUUAGUAGUAGGUAAUUAAAGUAUAAGCUCAAUAACCUUAAAUAAUGUAAUCAUUGAUUUAAGAACAAAACAACCAGGUAAACAUCUUAAAACCAAAUCUAAAACCAUUCACCUUUGAACUCAUUAAAUAAAAUACAAUUUAGUAAGAUGAAUAUUGUUAUGCAAUUGCUUUUAAUAAAGAUAGCUCAAUUGUGGUAGCCGGAUGUAAAGAGAAGAUUAACGUAUAUCAACAUAAAGAAGGGAAACUGGAUUAAAUAUAAGUGUUAUGUGAACAUUAGGAUAAUGUGUUUACUUUGAAUUUUAUGAGGAAUACAAACGAUUUUGUAUCUGGUAGUUUGGAUAAAUUAAUUAUAAUAUGGUAGAUGAAUGGAAAUAAUUAAUGGAAUUGCUAACUAAAAUUGAAUGGACAUUCAAAUUCUAUAUUUUGUUUGUUGUUGAAUAAUAAUGAUGAUCUCAUUGUAUCUGGGAGUAGUGAUAAACAGAUUAAAUUUUGGAUUAAAUAGAAUUAAUGGUUGUGUUAAUAAACAAUAACUGAUCAUACUAGAGAGGUGUAUUCAUUAAGUUUAAAUGAUCAAUAAAAUAAAGUGAUUUCUUGUUCAAAAGAUUGUCAAAUAUUUGUAAUAGAAUAGUCAUAAUUGGAUAAAAAAUGGAGUGUUAUAUAAAAGAUAAAAGUAGAAAAGUUUGGAUAUAGAUUAUGUUUUAUAAAUGAUAACUAAUUUACAUUUUAGCCUCUUUUUGGUGAGUAAAUGCAAAUCUAUGAGAUUGAUUGUAAUACUAAAUAGUAUAGGAAGACUAAGGAAAUUAUUGUAAAAUGUGGUUCAAUUAGUGAGAAUAAUUUAUUUCCAUAAUAAUACUUGAAGUCUAAAUGCCUGUUGGUGAAUAAGAAUGGUAAACAUGUUAAUUUAAUGAGGAAGAAAGAGAAUGGAGAAUUUAUAUUUGAUUAAUCUAUUUAAUUUGGUGUUUCUGGUUUAUAUGGAUAAUUAAGCUAAGAUGGAGAGUAUUUGAUCACUUGGGAUUGUAGUUCAAAUGAAAUUUAAAUAAGAAAGAGUAGGGCGGGGUGA